UCGCUGCAUAACUACAGGACCGGGAUAUAAGAGGCGAUGUUCUCAACUGUUGUUAUUCGUUUUCCAUCCACGAAUCAAGAGCUGACAUAUAUUCCCCGACUACAGGAAGAUACCCAUCAUAAUCAUGUUGAGAUUAGUCGUUCUUGCUGUGUGUCUGGUUGCCGCCAUGUCCCAGGACUGGUACAACGAUGACGAUUACAUUGGAGGAAUCGGAAUCGGACACGGAAUCGGAAUCGGACACGGAAUCGGAAUCGGCCAAGGAAUCGGACAUGGAAUCGGAAUCGGACACGGAAUCGGACAAGGAAUCGGACAUGGAAUCGGCCAAGGAUACGGAUCAUACGGAGGUUCGUCUUACUAUGGCGGACAGGGCGGAUACGGAGGUAUUGGAGGAUACAAAGGGUACGGACGAGGUUACGGAAAGAGGGUGAUAGUGUCCAAGGGUUACGGUGGUUACGGUGGAUACGGAAACGGCGGAUACGGAAAUGGCGGACACGUUAUUGGAGGUGGAUAUGGUAAUAGAUACGGCAGUGGAUACGGUGGAUUCGGCGGUGGAAAGGGUGGAUACAUCGGCGGAGGAUUCGGAAGAGGAAAGAAAUCAGAAAUGUCUCGCUGCAUACCUACAGGACCGGUAUAUAAGAGGCGAUGUUCUCAACUGUUGUUAUUCGUUUCCAUCCACGAAUCAAGUGCUGACAUAUUCCCCGACUACAGGAAGAUACCCAUCAUAAUCAUGUUGAGAUUAGUCGUUCUUGCUGUGUGUCUGGUUGCCGCCAUGGCCCAGAGCUGGUACAACGAUGACGAUUACUUUGGAGGAAUCGGAAUCGGACACGGAAUCGGAAUCGGACACGGAAUCGGACAAGGAAUCGGACAUGGAAUCGGCCAAGGAUACGGAUCAUACGGAGGAUCGUCUUACUACGGCGGACAGGGCGGAUACGGAGGUAUCGGAGGAUACAAAGGGUACGGACGAGGUUACGGAAAGAGGGUGAUAGUGUCCAAGGGUUACGGUGGUUACGGUGGAUACGGAAAUGGCGGAUACGGAAAUGGCGGAUACGUUAUUGGAGGGGGAUAUGGUAAUAGAUACGGCAGUGGAUACGGUGGAUUCGGCGGUGGAAAGGGUGGAUUCAUCGGCGGAGGAUUCGGAAGAGGAAAGAAAUCAGGUUUCGGAGGUUACUAAACCCAAUACGAUCCAUACAAGAGGCUUGGGAUUGACGACUUGAUUUCCGUGUACAUAGAGUGUGUUGUUUUGGCUAAAAAUAUUAAAAUAUCAAUAAAAGCAA
Messenger RNA from Mizuhopecten yessoensis (Yesso scallop), 1274 nucleotides. RefSeq names its product glycine-rich cell wall structural protein 1.8-like. The transcript has 6 exons. The coding region runs from base 125 to 1171 and encodes 348 amino acids. The record is from RefSeq and is a predicted model, not a curated record. NCBI's taxonomy places the organism in Eukaryota, Metazoa, Mollusca, Bivalvia, Pectinida, Pectinidae.